UUGCAGAAGCCGGUGAGCCACUUAAAGAGAAGAGAUUUCUCAUAUUUAUGCGUAUGUGAUACAGAAGAGAGGUCUAGAUAGUUCCAGGAAUGGAUAAAGUAUUCAAUAAGCUCAGGAACUUGGAUGCUUACCCCAAAAUCAAUGAGGAUUUCUACAACCGUACUCUCUCCGGCGGUGUUAUCACCCUCGUCUCCUCCAUCGUUAUGCUCCUGCUUUUCUUCUCCGAGUUCAGUAUGUUUCGCUCUUCUCCCAGCUCGAUUUACCCGUUGCGAUAUUUCUGGACUGUAUCUCCAUACUGUUACUGAGACUAGGCUUAUUGUAGACAAUUCAAUAGGAGAAAAAUUGCAUAUCAAUGUUGAGAAGCCUUUACAGAAGCAUGGUGGCAGACUGGAGCAUAAUGAGACAUACUGUGGUACAUGCUUUGGAGCAGAAAUGUCAGAUGAUGAUUGUUGUAAUUCGUGUGAAGAAGUUCGUGAAGCACACAUAAAAAGAGGCAUUUGAAUAUGAUUUUUCUUAAGGUUUCACUCUUUAUCAACCUGUAUAAGCGGAAAGCGUUGUCCUUAUAAUUUUAUUUAUUGUGCCUCUAUGAAGAGUAAUUUUUUGAAAUA
Ipomoea triloba (trilobed morning glory) is the source of this 608-nucleotide messenger RNA. Its product is annotated as endoplasmic reticulum-Golgi intermediate compartment protein 3-like. The coding region runs from base 124 to 501 and encodes 125 amino acids. The transcript is spliced from 4 exons. NCBI's taxonomy places the organism in Eukaryota, Viridiplantae, Streptophyta, Magnoliopsida, Solanales, Convolvulaceae. The record is from RefSeq and is a predicted model, not a curated record. Gene Ontology annotation, cellular component: COPII-coated ER to Golgi transport vesicle; endoplasmic reticulum.